This is a messenger RNA of Anopheles cruzii, 1234 nucleotides long. RefSeq names its product glutamyl-tRNA(Gln) amidotransferase subunit A, mitochondrial-like. The transcript has 2 exons. NCBI's taxonomy places the organism in Eukaryota, Metazoa, Arthropoda, Insecta, Diptera, Culicidae. Gene Ontology annotation, biological process: glutaminyl-tRNAGln biosynthesis via transamidation; mitochondrial translation. The annotation marks the transcript as partial. Gene Ontology annotation, cellular component: glutamyl-tRNA(Gln) amidotransferase complex; mitochondrion. Gene Ontology annotation, molecular function: glutaminyl-tRNA synthase (glutamine-hydrolyzing) activity. The record is from RefSeq and is a predicted model, not a curated record.
AUGAAUCGCUUGCCUCUUCGAGUACGCCAGCUUUCGGAAUGUUUUCGGGAUAAAUCGUUAGAUCCGUGCUCGGUGGCCGAUCAAUCCAUAGCUGCGAUUGAUCGCCUUAAACCUCUAAAUGCAUUCAUUCGCGUAGCAUCGGCCAAAGCGCGACAGCAGGCGGAACAAUCGCAAGAACGUUAUCGCAAUGCUACACCGAAAGGUGUCCUCGAUGGGGUAACCAUUGCAGUGAAGGAUAACUUCUGCACCAAAGAACUGCACACGACUUGUGCCUCUCGAAUGUUGGAAAAUUUCAUCCCCACGUACAAUGCAACGGUGGUGGAGAGGCUGGAACAAUCUGGAGCCGUUUUGAUGGGCAAAACCAACCUGGAUCAGUUCGGUAUGGGAUCCGGCUGCGUGGACUCCAUUUUCGGCCCUACGCGUAACAGCUGGAGUGAAGACCUAACCGAUGACCGGUUUCGUAUCGCCGGUGGGAGUUCUGGCGGUUCAGCCGUUGCCGUUGCAGCUGGUUUGUGUUACGCGGCUCUCGGUUCAGACACCGGUGGAUCAACGAGAAACCCGGCUUCGUACUGUGGAGUCGUUGGCUUGAAACCAACAUACGGAUUAGUUUCACGCUAUGGCUUAAUCCCGUUAGUAAACUCGAUGGACGUACCGGGAAUCAUGACCCGGACGACUGAAGAUUGCGCGGUGGUUCUAAAUGCCAUAGCCGGACCCGAUGACAAAGAUUCGACAACCGUUAAAAAGCGUUUUCUCCCUAUAGAACUAGGAGACGGGUUAGCUUCGCUGAAAGGAAUACGCGUAGGAAUUCCGCAAGAGUAUCACUGCGUUGGACUGGACAAAGAGGUACUGGAAACAUGGACCAUCGUAGCGGACAUGAUGCAGGCGGCCGGAGCCACGGUUUCUUCCGUCUCAUUACCAAACACGGCAUCAUCUAUUUUCGUCUAUUCCAUUCUCAAUCAGUGCGAAGUGAGCAGCAACAUGGCCCGCUACGACGGCAUUGAGUAUGGCCACCGUUCCAAAGAGGACGCAAGUACCGAGCAAUUGUACGCCAAAACGAGGGCCGAAGGUUUUAAUGACGUUGUUAAGAAUCGAAUCCUCGCCGGAAACUUCUUCCUGCUUCGUCGCAACUAUGAAAAGUAUUUUCAGAAAGCACUUAAAGUGCGGAGACUUAUAUCGGACGACUUUGUGCGUGUGUUCCGGGAGGUGGACGUUCUGCUAGCGCCGACCACGUUGA